Molecule: messenger RNA, 3589 nt
Organism: Varanus komodoensis (Komodo dragon)
Lineage: Eukaryota; Metazoa; Chordata; Lepidosauria; Squamata; Varanidae
Gene: ETAA1
Product: ETAA1 activator of ATR kinase
Exons: 6
Coding region: 10-2577 (855 amino acids)
Source: RefSeq, a predicted model, not a curated record
GGUUCCUUCAUGGCGACUACGCGGCGGCAGGCGGCGGCAACGGGAGUGGACGCGCUUUUCCUCCAGAGCCCGGCGAGGAAGAGCAAAGGCAGGCGAAAAGCUGCUGUGGAGAACUCCCAGGAUGGAGCGAGCCCCUGUGGCAAAGCGGAGGAAACAAGUUCAUAUAAGACACCAAAGAGAAGACUGGCUCGGAGAUCACGCUUGCCUACAUUCAGUUCUCCAGUGAAUGAAACUGAAAUGCAGCAAGAGAUUUUCUGGGAUCCCCAAUCACCAAUUGCACAUCAACUGGGCAGUGAGCAGAGGAAGCAGGCAGUGAGUGGUUGUACUGUUGACAUCUCAGAAAUUGUUAAUCGAAUUGCUCCUCAGGAUGAAAAACCUGAGUGUUGUGAAGGAUCUCUUCUAGGGUUGUGGAUUGGUGAUAAUGCAAUUCCUUGUACUCCUGGAAUAACGAAAGCACGCUCAAGAAUAAAAGUGAAUGGUGCAAGGGGGGUUCAGGUAAAGAAUAGGGAAGAGGAGCUUAUGAAGCUGGCAAAGGAGUUUGAUAAAAACCUGACUGAUGCAACACAGGAUCAAGAUGCUCUGUGCCACAACAUUGCUUGCGUUACAUCAACUGAAACUCAAGAGGAGGCUCGAGGAGAAAAUCAGGAGCAGUUGCCUAGAGAACAUCCCAGCGUGGGUGCUGCUGUGUGCUUGGAUGUAGCUAAGAAGAUGGGGUCAACUGAGCAUUGUGAAAGCAGUAGCCAGAAAUCCAUAGAAACAGCUCUUAAUGACCUUUUUGAUGGCCCUACCCAGAAAUGUAGUGGUGCUCUGAGCCAAGGCUCAUUGAAUUGUUCCUCAGAUUCUAGUUUCCUUGAAAAGCAGAACACUUUGCUGAAGGAGAAGCACACAUUGGAUAAUGCCAGAGCCGCAAGUGAAUCCAUGGCUGGAGAUGUACCUCAGCAGCAAAUCUCGGCCCCUGUUGGAAAAUGCAUGGGACUCUUUCCAGCUGGAGGAGCUGAAACAACUUCAGAAGAAGUGGUUCCAAGAGAUGCCACUUCCCAGAAAGAGCCAGUUGACUCGACUGAGCUUGACCGAGUCACCUGUGAUGACUUUGAGGACUGGGAUGUAGAUUUGUUGCCAGAUGAUUCAUUUCUCCUGCAAAUUACUCAGGACCCUGAGCAGAGCAUUUUGGCACGUGCACUGCCUCGUUCUGCUAAUGAAGGCAGCAAAAUAACAAAAAGAAUAGCAGACCCUGAGCGAUUUUGCCUUGCCCAGUGUGCAACUUCGAAUAAUCAUGAUAAAGUUCCAGCAUCAUGUGCUUUAUGGAAACAAAGCAUGGAAAUAGGAAAAAACAAGCCUGCUCUUCUGCAUAAAGAUUUCCCUUUAAAACCCAGUGCAAUGGAUUCUGUUUCGAAAAGCAGUCCAAACAGGGCUUCUGGCUGUCAUUCUGUUUCAAUGACUUUUGAAAAUGGGUGUGUCCAGGGCAGCUUUACUCAACUUAAAUGUGUGGCCAGCACUAACUCUCCUGGAAAAAGAGCUGCUUCUCCUUCAGUGGCCCGUCUCCCUAAACAACACUCUGGAAAAUAUCAGAGUAACAUGCACAGGGCUAAUCAACUGGCCACCAUUUCUGCAACUGCAAAACCUCAAAGCUUAAAAAAAGCUGUUAGUCGAAACAGCACUGGCCCCCUGAAACAGACAGAUGUGCCCCCCAAAAGUGUACUUUUGUUUGAUGACUGGAACAAGUCUAGGUUCUCAGAGAAGGUUCCUGACCUGUUUUGUGAACCAACCAGUCCUUGGGGCCCUGACUAUGAUGAUGAUGACUUGCUUUAUCAAGUCUGUGAUGAUAUAGAAAAAAACACUCUGAGCCAGGAUGUGAAAGAGAACGAAGAAGCUAAACUGGUGGUCAGAAAGACUAAGUCAGAGGUGGGAACAUCAGUUCAAGGAGUUUCAAAUUGCCUGCUUGCCCAAAGGAGCCAUGUGGGCAGGAAAACCUUCUCAUUGGAUGCUACACUUAAAAUUGCAACAUUGGGAAAGCCUUGCAGUCCUGCAGACAAUUCUGUACAGCACAGUGGUGCACUAUUGAAACCUGAGAGUGUCAGCAGUAUUCCCAGAAAAUGGCACAGGUUUCAUUCAGUGCCUGAAGGAGGCUUUGUUUCCAGUGGUAGCUCAGCUACUCUUUCAGAUGUGUGUGCAAACAAUAAUACACUGCAGCCGGGUGGCCUGUAUAACAUGGGCAAAGUAGAGAAUACUGGCGAUACUAAUCAUGUUCCAUCUGCAAAGACAAACUGUGUGUUCAGAAACACCAGUAACUCCCAAAACCUUGUUUUGGACUGUAAAAAUGUGAAAACAGCAACCCUUUCUCGAACUAAGGUGGGGCUCUGUGAAAGCAGAAAUGCACCAAACAUUCCAGUUCAGUCCACACUACAAGUGAAUUUGAAACCAACUUUAAAGAGGCACCUCUCUGAUAGUUUUGCACAGUCUCAAACAGACCUGAAAAGUCGGUGUUCUCAAGAAGAAAUUGCACGGAAAAAGAAAGAAGCUCUUGAGCGGAGGAAAUGUAAAAUGCAAGCAUUGCUGAAAAAUACAGCACCUACCUGAGAAGGUCAGCAGGUUGGAUGUAGAGAAAUUAUUGACAACUGAGCAAACACACUUACAGCCCCCCCCCCCCCAAUACUACUGAUUCCUUAACCUUUUUCUCUUGGUUCUUCUGGGAUAGGCCAGCAUUGCCUUAUAAAGAAAGAACUGCGUGGAGUUUUGUUUUUAGUUCUGUUUCUCUGAAACCGUGGCCUGGCUUGCAUAUCAGGACAGCCCAUGGGUUGUUAAAAGCAUGGGUUGCUGAGGGUGAGUGAGUGAGUGGGCACAUUGCUUUUUAUCCACAUACCACUUCUGCCUUGAUCUGUUUUUUCAAACCCAUGAUUUGUUCUUGGGUUCAGGUGUCUGCCUUUCAUCAGGCCAGAAUGCAGGGUUCAGACAUCAUGCCAGCCAACUCAGAAAUUGAUGUUCUGCAGUUGUGUGUAAAAGUGGGGGCAAUGGGGAGGAGCAGGCAGAAGUCCAGCUUAGCCCCAGCAAUGGAUGCAUUCAGGAAGCCAUGAUUUCUCAGUAUGUGUGAACCAGGUCACUGUCAUUGAGCUGUGAAUAGUUUGCUUGGUCCAGGAUUGCCAUUCCAUGACCUGGCUCAGUGUCCCAGUUAUCAGCUCUUCUCAGCGAAGAGAGCAACGGGCAUCAAGUAUCCCAUCUUCAAUACUGUGCUGGUUUUAAUUGACCAUGUGUGAGGAGGCAGUUGCCUCCAGAUGUUUUCAUUUAAUGGCAUAUUCAUCAUGUGGCUCCUUCCCAUUUCAAAGAGGUUCUCAGAACUUGCUGCAUGUAUAACCAUUAACUCCAGGAGUAUCUAUGAUACUGUUCCAAGUCUAGCAGCUUGUGGGAAUGUAGAAACAGAAUGAAUGCAAAACUGCCAUAUGAAGCUUAGAUGCCACUUCACACGUUGGGAACAUCUAUACUUUUGUAUUAUUGCAGCAAGAAAGCGCACAAAGCUUUUCUGCAGUUUACAUAUGUAUGUAAAUUAUGUACACUGUAUAGAUUGUGAUUAAACUUACAGCUGCUUUUGUGACAA